This is a messenger RNA of Notothenia coriiceps (black rockcod), 505 nucleotides long. RefSeq names its product nuclear migration protein nudC-like. The record is from RefSeq and is a predicted model, not a curated record. Bases 19 to 288 code for a protein of 89 amino acids. Gene Ontology annotation, biological process: protein folding. The transcript has 3 exons. Gene Ontology annotation, cellular component: cytoplasm. Lineage: Eukaryota; Metazoa; Chordata; Actinopteri; Perciformes; Nototheniidae.
CUGUUAAAACCUAAUGAUAUGCUUUCAUUUCAGGUUAAUAAAAUGGAGUGGUGGAGCAAGAUUGUGUCCACAGAUCCAGAAAUUAACACCAAGAAAGUCUCUCCAGAGAACUCAAAGCUGUCAGAUCUGGACGGAGAGACGCGUGGUAUGGUGGAGAAGAUGAUGUACGACCAGAGGCAGAAAUCAAUGGGUCUGCCGACGUCUGAAGAGCAAAAGAAACAAGACAUUCUCAAAAAGUUCAUGUCCCAGCACCCGGAGAUGGAUUUCUCUAAAGCCAAAUUCAGUUGAGACUGCAAGAGAAAAGCAUCUCAAACAUCCCAUAAUAUCACAUCGGAGCGUCAGGCUCUCCUUACAGGACAGAUUAACAUGUCUCUAACAUGUCUUUAGGUGCAGAGGUUUGCGUGUUUUUGUCAAAAGAUUGAAAUGUUCUCCCUUUGCAUGUCGUCUCAAUAUUUAAAGAUGUGUCUGGAUUUUUUUUAAAUAAAUAAACUUAAAAUCAAAUGAC